AUGUCACCGUUAACAUCUGAUCAGCCGAUGUUAAACGAGGGUAAAUCAGGACGAUGCUCGAGGAAACAUUCAUCACCACCCGAAAAUAAUUCCUGCAGUUCAGCCUUUGAAGGGCCACUUAAUUUGAAUAUUGUUUUUGUUAUUAAAUAUUAUCUAGAAAUCAUGAAGCCAGUUGUUAGAUACAGCGCCAUUUUGGUCAUUUCUGUUUCCUUAUUUUUAGUUAGUUUCGUAUACUGGACCGCACACAAUUCAAUCCUUUCAAUUGACUAUCGACAUAAUAAAAAUCUAACAACCUUGGACCAAUAUUUCUCUUCCACUCAAAAUACUACCAAUGAAGCAAUUACCGCUACAGCUGUGAGCACUGUAACACCCACAUCAACUAGAACGAGUAUAGCCGGUAACGACGCCACACCAGAAUUACCGGUGGACAAAAUAAAAAACGUAUUCUAUAAUCGAGUGGGUAAGUGUGGAAGUAGAUCAUUGAUUAAACUGGUUCGAGUUUUGAAGAUUUUGAAUAAAUUCAAUGAAUCCCACUCAAAUGAUUAUGCCAAUGAUCAUCCGAAUAGUACGGAGGUGGAAACUGAAAUGAAGAAAAUUGCUCAUCUUAAACCGCCGUCAUUUUAUAACCGACAUAUUCAUUUUAUUGACUUUGAAAAACAUGGUAUUGAGCAACCAAUUUAUAUUAAUAUGAUACGCGACCCAAUACAACGAUUCUCAUCUCAGUACAAUUACAUGAAAUACGGUGAUGCUAUUGGCAAAGUUUCGCAUCCGAAACAUGACUUACCAGAUAUAAACGAUUGUGUCAUGCAGAACAUUUCGCUAUGUAAUAAUACGAUGUUCAUGUUUUACACUGGUCUAUAUUUUUGUGGAUUCGAGGAUAUCUGCUUACAUGAAUCACGUGGUAGAGUUGAAUUAGCUAAAAAGCACAUUGAUGAAAAAUACUUAGCAAUUGGAUUAACAGAAGAAUUUGAGGAUACUUUGAAGCUAUUUGAAACAAUGCUUCCCAGCUAUUUCAGAAGCGCAGUCAAAAUAUGGGAACAAAAAAGCAAAUUAUGGCAGAAGAGAACAACAACCAAAAGGAGGGAGAUUUUGACUGAAGCUUCAAUUGACAAGUUAAAGAAUUCUCUCUUGUUAGAUGAAUAUGAAGUUUACAAUCACGGUCGGAAAAAAUUUGAACGACUCAAGAAGAAGUAUGGAAUUCAAUGA
Messenger RNA from Styela clava, 1206 nucleotides. RefSeq names its product uronyl 2-sulfotransferase-like. Lineage: Eukaryota; Metazoa; Chordata; Ascidiacea; Stolidobranchia; Styelidae. The record is from RefSeq and is a predicted model, not a curated record. Gene Ontology annotation, molecular function: sulfotransferase activity. Gene Ontology annotation, cellular component: membrane.